GCUAAUGUAUAGAAUUUCGAAAUUCAACAGCAAAAUUAUCCAAGACUUAAAUCACCCACCACCAGAUGUUGCUUUCUCAGCAGCAGCUCCGCCUCUUCUCCGCCCCAAUCCACCUCCUCUCCCCCUUCCCAUUCUCGCAUUCCCUCAAUUUUCCCCUGAAAUCCACCAAACAAUGCACUCGCUGCUCCGCCCGCAAAUUAUCGAUUGCGCAGCUAUCCGAAGAACCCACCGCCGCCACCGCCACCGCCACCACCACCACCGCCACCGCCAGCUCCCCGCUGGAGGAGGGCCCCGUUGAGAUCCCACCCUCAAUUUCCCCACUAUUCGCCACCGACGACGACCCCACACCUCUCCAAACUGCCACCAGCGUUCUCCUCACCGGCGCCAUCACGAUUUUCCUCUUCCGCUCCCUCCGCCGUCGCGCCAAGCGUUCGAAAGAGACGAAAUUUAGAUCAUCUGGUGAAAAGAAAUCGCUCAAGGAGGAGGCUUUGGAUAGCUUGAAAUCCGUUACUCUUUCGCCAGCUGAUAGCAAGUCUCCGCCUUCGCCUGUCCAGGCGUUUUUGGGCGCAGUAGCAGCUGGCGUGCUCGCACUCAUUCUGUACAAAUUCACGACCACGAUUGAAGCUUCUCUCAACCGCCAAGCAAUUCCAGAUAAUUAUUCAGUUCGACAGAUAACCAUAACCAUAAGGACGAUCAUCAAUGGUUUGUGCUACCUUGCUACGUUUGUUUUCGGUAUCAAUUCUCUAGGUUUGCUUCUUUACUCCGGCCAGCUUGCCUUCAACUCGUUAAUGGACGAAUCCGAGAAUGAGGACGAAGCACCGCCAAGACCAGAUGAUGACUCUGGAUUAACGAGUGCCACCGAGGAUCAAAGUUCCGAUGAAACACAGUAAUAGAUACGGCGAUUGGACGGCCAUCUUCGUAGAAUUCGAGAACUCUGUGUCGUGAUACGGUAGUGGACAGGUUUGUGUCUUCUAUUUGUAUAUGAAGAAUCAUUGAGCUUUCACACUAGAGAAGAAUCACAAACUUCCCAAUUAUUUAUAUGAAAUUUUUGGUAUUAUUGUUA
Salvia splendens (bonfire salvia) is the source of this 1063-nucleotide messenger RNA. RefSeq lists its product as uncharacterized. The record is from RefSeq and is a predicted model, not a curated record. The coding region runs from base 66 to 890 and encodes 274 amino acids. Gene Ontology annotation, cellular component: chloroplast thylakoid membrane. NCBI's taxonomy places the organism in Eukaryota, Viridiplantae, Streptophyta, Magnoliopsida, Lamiales, Lamiaceae. The transcript is spliced from 4 exons.